This is a messenger RNA of Rattus norvegicus (Norway rat), 1678 nucleotides long. NCBI's taxonomy places the organism in Eukaryota, Metazoa, Chordata, Mammalia, Rodentia, Muridae. The record is from RefSeq and is a predicted model, not a curated record.
UCAUUUGAGUGAAAAGAUGAAUUCGAUGCUCAAAUGAGAUUAUUAUUUUCCUUUGUGCAAAUAACAAGAACCUAUUAAAGAAAAUCUCAAACUGAAAUCAUGUUGUAGACAUGACCUAGAAACUAUAGCCAGAAUUAUACUGAUAGCUAAUACUCCUUCAUCAUUAGACACUUAGAACCCUUAGGACACUGGAGUUAAAGGAACUGUGUGAUUCAACAGCAGUGACAUAUUCAGGGGAACAGAGAUCUACUGGUGAUACAAAUGGCUAUGGGGAAUGACUCUUCUGUGACUGAGUUCAUUCUCACAGGACUGACAAACCAACCUGAACUCCAGCUGCCCCUGUUUUUCCUGUUCCUGGUGAACUAUAUAACCACUGUGGUAGGAAACUUGAGUUUAAUGAGUCUCAUUUGCUGGAAUUCAAACCUUCAGACACCUAUGUACUUUUUUCUCUUUAACCUCUCUUUUAUUGAUCUAUGUUAUUCAUUUGUCUUUACUCCCAAAACACUAAUGAGUUUUGUCUUAGAGAAAAAUGUAAUUUCUUUUACAGGAUGCAUGACGCAGCUGUUUUUCAUAUGCCUUUUUGUCAAUUCUGAGUGCUAUUUGCUGACAGCCAUGGCUUACGAUCGCUAUGUUGCCAUCUGUCAACCCCUGCUGUACAUGGUCAUCAUGUCUCCUGUGACAUGUUCCCUGAUGAUGUUUGGUUCAUAUGUGAUGGGGUUUGUUGCUGCAAUUGUCCAUACAGGUUUUAUGAUCAGGCUCAGCUUUUGUGAUUCGAACAUUAUCAACCACUACAUGUGUGACAUCUUCCCUCUUCUCCAGCUCUCCUGCAGCAGCACCUACGCUAAUGAGCUUGUGUGUUCUGUUUUUGUCAGCACAGUAGUCCUUGCAUCUAGCUUUCUCAUCUUAACCUCCUAUGCUUUGAUUCUUUUUAAUAUCAUUCAGUUGUCAUCAGGUAAGGGUUUAUGCAAAGCCAUGAGUACCUGCAGUUCUCACAUAAUGACUGUUGUCCUAUUUUAUGGAUUUGGUAUGCUUACCCAUAUCAAAACAUCAUCUGAUGAAUCAGUGAAUCAAGGGAAAUUUUUCUGCCUACUUUGUACAUUUUUGAUGCCUUUGCUGAACCCCUUUAUUUACAGUCUCAGAAAUAAGGAUGUCAAGCUUGCGCUGAAGAGAACACUGAGGAGACUCACAGUGAGUGAACCACUGGGGCUACCAUAGUCAUUUGAUUCUUUCUCUUCACUUCAUUUUCUUACCACCUUCUUUUUCGAUAUUAUCUUUUCUUUCAUUCACCUUUUGCUUUAUAGUCUUGCAAGAUUUCCACCUUAUUAUUUUGUCACUUUCCUCCACAAAAAUUCUUGAUUUUCUUAUAUGAGGAUAAGAAAAUAUUUAUGAUCAGGGGACUCAUCCUGAACGUGGAUCCAGCUUCAUCUUUAGAUAUGGAAUGUCAUAUUUUUGAAUAUUGAGACAAUUCUAUUUAUCCUUUAUCUUUGUAUUUCUACAACAAAGGGAAGUCAUGGAGUCGAAUAUUUUCUAAUAAAUUUACUUGUGUUAUAGUUUUCUAAGUGGACUUUGUAAAACUUUUCCAGUUUCAGAUCUUUAAAAACAUGUGUGAAUUGCAAUAAAAGAGAGAAUAUAUAAAAAAAAAUCCUGGCCACAAUAAAGUUGUCAGUUUCUAGCAUUA